Messenger RNA from Rhinichthys klamathensis goyatoka, 1340 nucleotides. RefSeq names its product N-acylneuraminate cytidylyltransferase B-like. The transcript is spliced from 8 exons. Gene Ontology annotation, molecular function: N-acylneuraminate cytidylyltransferase activity. The coding region runs from base 16 to 1302 and encodes 428 amino acids. The record is from RefSeq and is a predicted model, not a curated record. Lineage: Eukaryota; Metazoa; Chordata; Actinopteri; Cypriniformes; Leuciscidae.
CUGCGUCUCAGGGCGAUGGAGAGCCACAGGUGCGCACAGGCUCAGGCUCAGGUGAGUUCGGGUGUCGGUUCCCCGUCCUCUGGACUCCCUCACCGGGCGGCUCUGAUUCUGGCCCGGGGUGGCAGUAAAGGAAUCCCUCUGAAGAACAUCAAGAAUCUGGCCGGUGUUCCUCUCAUCGGAUGGGUUCUGAGAGCUGCCUUGGACUCAGGAGUCGUUGACAGCGUGUGGGUUUCCACAGAUCAUGAUGAAAUUGAGCGGGUCGCAAAAGUCUGGGGUGCGAAAGUUCAUCGACGCAGUCCUGAAGUUUCCAACGAUUAUUCCAGCUCUCUGGAGACCAUCCAGGAGUUCAUCCGACUGAGACCCGAGGUGGACAUCGUCUGUCAUAUUCAGGCUACAUCUCCAUGUCUGCACCCUCAUCAUAUCAGAGAAGCCCUACAGAUGAUCACGGGACAGGGGUAUGACUAUGUGUUUUCAGUGGUGCGCAGACACCAGUUUCGGUGGGAGGAGGUGGACAAGAAAGUGGGUAAGAAUCCGACUUCGCCGAACAUCGAUGUGGCGCACAGACCUCGACGCCAAGACUGGCCUGGGGAACUCUAUGAAAAUGGCUCUUUCUACUUUUAUAAGAGAAAGGACCUGGAAAACGGCCUUACACAGCUGGGCAAGAUCGCUUACUAUGAAAUGCUGCCAGAGCACAGCGUUGACAUCGACGUGGACAUCGACUGGCCUGUCGCUGAGCAGAGAGUUCUGAGGUUUGGCUACUUCGGCCGAGAGGAGAAAGCGGCGGUCAGGCUGUUUCUGUGUAAAGUGUCUGGCUGUCUGACGAGCAGUCAGAUAUACACGUCGGUUUCUGGAGAGGAUCUUGUGGCCAUCAAUGCUCGAGACGUGGCAGGCGUACAGAUGCUAAAGAGAGAAGAUAUAGAGGUGAUCCUCAUAUCCAGCGUGAACGAGCUGCUGUCCAGGGCUCUCCUGGAGAAAGUGUCCCAGCAGGCCGGAUGUGGCCUCAGGAUUGGAGACCAGCAGAAAGGGCUUGAUGUGAAGCGGCUGAUGGAAAAGAGGAAACUGCGCUGGGAUGAAGUGGCCUUCAUGGGUUCAGAAGCUGAAGACGUAGAGAUCCUGUCUAAGGUGGGGCUGAAUGGCGUCCCGUGUGACGCACCUGUGGCAGAUCUCAUCGCAGCGAAAUACACCUGUCAGAGACCCGCCGGCCACGGAGCCGUUCGAGAGUUUGCCGAGUACAUUCUGAUGCUGCAGAAAAAGAGCUCGUCACACGUGAACCAGGAUCGCAUUGACAGGGCCAAUUUUUAAAGCCUAUUCCAGUUUAAAUUUAAAACAGUCAGUCUGUG